Molecule: messenger RNA, 963 nt
Organism: Cynocephalus volans (Philippine flying lemur)
Lineage: Eukaryota; Metazoa; Chordata; Mammalia; Dermoptera; Cynocephalidae
Product: olfactory receptor 8B3
Exons: 2
Coding region: 1-963 (320 amino acids)
Biological process (GO): sensory perception of smell; G protein-coupled receptor signaling pathway
Cellular component (GO): membrane
Molecular function (GO): olfactory receptor activity; G protein-coupled receptor activity; odorant binding
Source: RefSeq, a predicted model, not a curated record
AUGGCAAUAAUCAAAAAGAUGCUGGCUAGCAAUAGCUCCUCAGUGACUGAAUUUAUUCUUGCUGGAUUAACAGAUCGUCCAGAGCUCCAGCAGCCCCUCCUUUGCCUCUUUAUAAUGAUCUACAUUGUCACCAUGGUCGGCAACCUUGGCUUGAUCACUCUUAUUGGUCUAAAUUCUCACCUCCACACCCCCAUGUACUAUUUCCUCUUCAACCUCUCCUUCAUUGAUUUUUGUUACUCUUCUGUUUUCACUCCCAAAAUGCUCAUAAACUUUGUAUCAAAGAAGAAUGUCAUUUCCUAUGUUGGGUGCAUGACUCAGCUCUUUUUCUUUCUCUUCUUUGUCAUCUCUGAAUGCUAUAUGUUGACCUCAAUGGCCUAUGAUCGCUAUGUGGCCAUCUGUAAUCCAUUGUUGUAUAAGGUCACCAUGUCCCCUCAGGUCUGCUCUGUGCUGUCUUUUGCUGCGUAUGUGAUGGGAUUUGCUGGAGCCACUGCGCACACAGGGUGCAUGCUUAGACUAACCUUCUGUGAUGCCAACAUCAUCAACCAUUACUUGUGUGACAUACUCCCCCUCCUCCAACUUUCUUGCACCAGCACCUAUGUCAACGAGGUAGUGGUUUUUAUUGUUGUGGGUAUUAAUAUCACAGUACCCAGUCUUACCAUCCUAGUUUCUUACAUUUUCAUCUUCACUAGCAUUCUUCAUAUCAAGUCCACUCAAGGAAGAUCAAAAGCCUUCAGUACUUGUAGCUCUCACAUCAUUGCCCUUUCUCUUUUUUUUGGGUCAGCUGCAUUCAUGUAUUUUAAAUAUUCUUCUCUUGAUUCUUUGGACCAGGGAAAGAUUUUUUCUGUUUUCUAUACUAACGUGGGCCCCAUGCUGAAUCCCCUGAUUUACAGUAUAAGGAAUAAGGAUGUCAAAGUUGCACUUAGGAAAGCCCUAAUUAGAAUUCAGAUGAGAAACAUGUUCUAA